AUGGACAUGAAUGAGUACUACACGAGCUACGACUUGGCUUUGCUCGCCGACAAGCUCAUGACUCACAUUGCAUUUUUGACUAUGAGCUGGCGCAAUCUACUCGGACGGCCUACGGUUACUAUAUUGGCUUCCCAACAUUAUUUAGAAAACGGUAAAAUCCCUCUCGCCAUGAUAACUACAAUGAAAAAAUUGAAAUCUGGCUACAUAAAUGGGACAAGAGUAACUUUGGGAAACUUAUCUGAAUUCCUCAACACCAGCUCUAUCACUAAUCUGAGCUUUCUUGGCUGUCACGAAGAUGGCGUACCAGACAAAUUGAAUCCUCAAGUCUACCACUAUUUAGAGGAACAUCUACAGAAAUCUCUGUGUCACAAAUCGACGUUGCUCACUUCUAAUACUCCAAGAAGACCGAAUAGGCACUUGUUGAGACGUAGAAUGUCUGUUAAAGGGGCAGUUAAGAAAACUAGAUCCAUAAAUGUGGAUGCUUUGCACAUUUGGAUAUGGGAUCCUAAUUCUUCUAAAAUUAACAGUGCUGAAAUACUGGGUAUGGAAAGCAACGAAACCCUAGAACGUCGUGGUUCUAUAUUUUUCUCGCAAACUUCAGACGCUGUGGACAAUUCUUCUGCCGGAGAUCUGAAAUCUCAUCAAUCCUCUGACAAAGGCACUCAUCUAGAGAGAAAAACUGACGUCGUGCCAAUCAUCAGUAUUUCCAGGCACAGAACUCAGAGCGAAUCCCAGCAGUAUGCCGAUACUGAGAUAGAGGAAUUAUUUGCUAUGCUCAGGGAAUCCGAAUCGCUAGACGAGCAGGGUGACAUUUUGCAAUUUCUUGUCGCCAGCAAAGGAUUGGACUCAAACACAGACAUGCUUGAAAAUGGGCGAGUGGUGACCGUUAGAGAUCUACUAAAAGGAUUGUACGAGAAAGCUUGCCAGCAAAAAAUGUGGGGCUUGGUGAGACACACUGCCGGCAUGCUGGGUAAAAGAGUCGAGGAUUUAGCUAAAUCCGUGACCGAUUUGUUAGUCCGUCAAAAACAAAUCACUGUUGGGAUGCCACCAAAUAAUGAACACACCAUAACUGCUCCUUUGCCCGAGAGUGAACUAAGGCUAUUAAUCCAUGAAGCUUACGGCCAAGACGACAGCACUGCCAUGCUUACUCAAGAACUUCUAGUGUAUCUGGCGAUGUUCAUUCGCACCGAGCCGCAUUUGUUCAUGGAAAUGCUCAGAUUACGUAUCGGUCUCAUCAUUCAGGUGAUGGCUACUGAACUGUCGAGGACGCUGAUCUGCGACGGCGACGAGGCUUCAGAGCAUUUGCUCAAUUUAAGCCCGUUCGAAAUGAAGAAUUUGCUGUACCACAUUAUUAGCGGCAAGGAGUUUGCGAUCAGCAGUGUUGGACGAGGAAACUUUUCGAUUAUAAGCAACAAAUCGAGUCGCAUCAGCAAGAAAAGUCAUAUAAGUCUUGCUGCUGAUAACGCUUCGGACGACCUGAUCGAACCCGAUCGACAAGGGCAGUGGUUGAGACGUCGACGAUUAGAUGGCGCCUUAAACAGGGUACCCAGAGAUUUUUAUCCGAGAGUCUGGAAAGUACUUGAACGAUGUCACGGCAUAGACAUAGCCGGCAAAGUCCUUCCACAAUGCCUCACCCAGGAAAUGACUCCUGGCGAACUGAAGUUUGCCCUCGCCGUAGAAACUGUCUUGAACACCAUCCCGCAACCAGAGUAUCGUCAGCUCAUCGUCGAAGCUCUAAUGGUCCUAACUUUGGUGGCUGAGUACAAUGUAGCUCCAUUUCUAGGCGGCGUCAUACAAAUCGAAUAUUUGGUUCAUAGAGCUAAUGAACUAUUUUUGUCCGAUCAGAUGAGUUGCGAUGGAGACGCGACGCUUUGCUGUGCCAAACCGCGUGAGCAACGCGAAACCACCAACGCGGGAGGGUUACUUUGUGGCGGCGCUGCUUACAUUUGUCAGCACUUUUACGACAGCGCCCCCAGUGGUGCUUACGGUACAAUGACUUAUCUGACUAGGGCGAUCGCUAUCUAUUUGGAUUGUGUGCCGAAAAGUGGCGAAUUGGAAUGCAGUAUUUGCUAAUGUAGCUGAUUAUAGUAAUAAAUAUCUAGUCUUGGAAUCUCGUUGGAUUUAGUUUAUGUAUUUGUAGGCAUUAUAAAUUAUUUAUAAACAUAUA
Ceutorhynchus assimilis (cabbage seed weevil) is the source of this 2167-nucleotide messenger RNA. Lineage: Eukaryota; Metazoa; Arthropoda; Insecta; Coleoptera; Curculionidae. The record is from the annotation of a GenBank genome assembly.